CAAUGAAGACAGGAUGAAGAAGCCUGGAACUCCAGGGACCCCAGGCUCCAGCGACCUGGAGACUGCCCUGCGCAGGCUGUCCCUCCGCAGGGAGAAUUACCUCUCGGAGAGAAAGUUCUUUGAAGAGGAGCAGGAAAGGAAGCUGCGGGAGCUGGCAGAGAAGGGGGAACUCCACAGUGGUUCCGUGACCCCCACAGAGAGCAUCAUGUCCCUGGGAACUCACUCCAGGUUUUCAGAAUUCACUGGAUAUUCGGGGAUGUCUAUCAGCGGCCGCUCCUACCUGCCAGAAAAGCUUCAGAUUGUGAAACCACUAGAAGGUUCUGCCACUUUGCACCACUGGCAGCAGCUGGCUCAGCCUCACCUGGGUGGGAUCCUGGACCCGAGGCCCGGGGUUGUCACUAAGGGCUUCAGGACCCUGGACCUGGACCUGGAUGAAGUGUACUGCCUUAAUGACUAUGAGGAAGAUGAGACAGGUGACAUUUCUUACAAGGGCCUAACUACCUCGACGCCAGUUCAGCACACAGAGACCUCAGGUGAGAGGUCCCAAGCACAAGUGACUGUUUCAGACAGCAAGAAUAACCCCCGCCCAUCUCAGGCUAUCCCAGAGGAGAUGCAGGAGUCCGCGACGGACGAUGAUGAGGGGUCUGUACCUCAUCCUGGGAAGUGCAUGUCACAAACCAACUCCACCUUCACCUUCACCACCUGCCGCAUUCUGCACCCUUCCGAUGAGCUCACUCGAGUCACGCCAAGCCUUAACGCAGCACCUACUCCAGCUUGUGGCAGCCUUGGCAACCUGAAGGGCACCCCGGUGGCUACCCCCUGCACCCCUCGGCGCCUGAGCCUGGCCGAGUCCUUCACCAACCUCCGGGAAUCCACCACCACCAUGAGCACCUCGCUGGGGCUGGUGUGGCUGCUGAAGGAAAGGGGCAUCUCGGCGGCGGUGUACAACCCGCAGAGCUGGGACAGAGCUGGCAGAGGGCCCCUGCUGAGCACGUACCCCCCGAAAAUGGCCAUCAUCCCUUCCACCCCCCCCAACUCCCCUCUGCAGACGCCCUCUUCGUCCCCUCCAUCCUUCGAGUUCAAGUGCACCAGCCCACCUUACGACAACUUCUUGGCUUCGAAGCCUGCCAGCUCCAUCUUGAAGGAGGUGAGGAACAAAAAGAACAUCAGGAACAGUGAGAGCCAGACCGACGUGUCCGUUUCCAACCUCAACCUCGUGGACAAAGUCAAGAGGUUUGGGAUCGCCAAAGUUGUGAGCUCGGGGCAAACGUCGGCUCCUCCUUUGACUGAGGAGCAGGGACCUCUUCUCUGCGGGGCCCAGGGGCCGGUGAGGGCCCUCGUUGCUGGAGGGCUGGCCCCAGAGGCUCUCCCGUUGGGCUGCCCCGCCGUGACCAGCGCCAUGGGGGGCGUGCAGCUGAACGCUGGCAUCCGCAGGAACCGCAGCUUCCCCACCAUGGUGGGCUCCAGCAUGCAGAUGAAAGGCCCCACGUCUCUCCCCUCGGGGAUCCUCAUGGGAACCAAGCUCCCGAAGCAAACGAGCUUACGAUGA
This is a messenger RNA of Merops nubicus (carmine bee-eater), 1549 nucleotides long. RefSeq names its product trafficking protein, kinesin binding 1 (gene TRAK1). The transcript has 4 exons. The record is from RefSeq and is a predicted model, not a curated record. NCBI's taxonomy places the organism in Eukaryota, Metazoa, Chordata, Aves, Coraciiformes, Meropidae. Gene Ontology annotation, cellular component: dendrite. The annotation marks the transcript as partial. Gene Ontology annotation, biological process: anterograde axonal transport of mitochondrion; endosome to lysosome transport; neurogenesis. Gene Ontology annotation, molecular function: GABA receptor binding.